GAACUUGGAGCCUGGCGGCGGGAUGCGGCGGCGGCCGCUUCCUGGUUCUGCGCUCGCCGACUGGGGGAGAGCGUGAGCCGGCGGAGGCGGGGCCGCGGCCGGCCGCGGGAGGCGGGGAGGAGAGUCUCGCGGCUGGAGCUAACCGGACGGGUCGCGCCGGCUCUCGGCCGAGAGGCGCUUCCCGGCCCUGGGAAAGGGGCGAGUCUCGCGCUCGGGCGGCCGGAUCGGGCUCCCCUCCCUCCCCGGGCCGCGGCGGGCUCGGCAGCCGGCUCCCCUCCUUUCCACCUCGCGACGGAGAGGGUGGGAGGGAAGGAGGGGAGGAGAAGGUCCCUCCCGCGGGGAGGAGGGAGAAUGGCCGGUCGAGGGGGGCCGGGGGGCCGCGUUUCCCGGGAGCCGCGUCCACUCGUGCGGCUGCCGCGCGGGCUGGUCUGAGCGGGGCUCCACGCGCUCCCCCCCCCCCCCCCGCUCCCAACCGCGAGCCCGGCACCUCCGGGGGGAGGCCCCCCCCAGCCCGGCAUCGGCAUGUCGUCCGGCACGAUGAAGUUCAAUGGCUACUUGAGGGUCCGCAUCGGCGAGGCGGUGGGGCUGCAGCCCACCCGCUGGUCCCUGCGCCACUCGCUCUUCAAGAAGGGCUACCAGCUGCUGGACCCCUACCUGACGGUGAGCGUGGACCAGGUGCGCGUGGGCCAGACCAGCACCAAGCAGAAGACCAACAAGCCCACGUACAACGAGGAGUUCUGCGCCAAUGUCACCGACGGCGGCCACCUGGAGCUGGCCGUCUUCCACGAGACGCCCCUGGGUUAUGACCACUUCGUGGCCAACUGCACCCUGCAGUUCCAGGAGCUGCUGCGCACGGCCGGCGCUUCGGACACCUUCGAGGGCUGGGUGGAUCUGGAGCCAGAGGGAAAAGUAUAUGUGGUAAUCACCCUGACAGGGAGUUUCACUGAAGCCACGCUCCAGAGAGACCGCAUCUUCAAGCAUUUUACCAGGAAACGCCAAAGGGCUAUGCGAAGGCGGGUCCACCAGAUCAAUGGACACAAGUUUAUGGCCACGUACCUGAGGCAGCCUACCUACUGCUCCCACUGCAGGGAGUUCAUCUGGGGUGUAUUUGGGAAACAAGGCUAUCAAUGUCAAGUGUGCACCUGUGUUGUCCAUAAGCGCUGCCACCAUCUGAUUGUUACAGCCUGUACUUGCCAAAACAAUAUUAAUAAAGUGGAUUCAAAGCUUGCUGAACAGAGGUUUGGAAUCAAUAUUCCACACAAGUUCAACACCCACAACUACAAAGUGCCAACGUUUUGCGAUCAUUGUGGCUCCCUGCUGUGGGGCAUCAUGCGGCAGGGACUUCAGUGUAAAAUUUGUAAGAUGAAUGUGCACAUUCGCUGCCAGGCAAAUGUGGCCCCAAACUGUGGAGUAAAUGCGGUGGAGCUGGCCAAGACGCUAGCGGGCAUGGGUCUUCAACCCGGAAAUAUUUCUCCGACUUCGAAGCUUGUUUCCAGAUCGACACUAAGACGUCAGGGGAAAGACAGCACCAAAGAAGGAAAUGGGGUUGGUGGGAAUUCUUCUAAUCGACUUGGGAUCGACAACUUUGAGUUCAUCCGAGUGUUGGGGAAGGGGAGCUUCGGGAAGGUGAUGCUUGCCAGGAUAAAGGAAACAGGAGACCUCUAUGCCGUGAAGGUGCUAAAGAAGGAUGUGAUCCUGCAGGAUGAUGAUGUGGAGUGCACGAUGACAGAGAAAAGGAUCCUCUCAUUGGCCCGCAACCACCCCUUCCUCACCCAGCUUUUCUGUUGCUUCCAGACCCCUGAUCGUCUUUUUUUUGUGAUGGAGUUUGUGAAUGGGGGCGACUUGAUGUUUCACAUCCAGAAGUCACGACGGUUUGAUGAAGCACGAGCCCGUUUUUAUGCUGCAGAAAUCAUAUCAGCGCUCAUGUUUCUCCACGAGAAAGGAAUCAUCUACAGAGACCUGAAACUCGACAAUGUGCUGUUGGACCAUGAAGGUCACUGCAAACUGGCUGACUUUGGAAUGUGCAAGGAGGGGAUCUGUAAUGGAGUCACCACGGCAACUUUUUGUGGCACGCCUGACUAUAUUGCUCCAGAGAUUCUCCAGGAGAUGCUCUAUGGACCCGCAGUAGACUGGUGGGCAAUGGGUGUGCUGCUCUAUGAGAUGCUGUGUGGCCAUGCUCCCUUUGAGGCAGAGAACGAAGAUGACCUCUUUGAAGCCAUUCUCAACGAUGAAGUGGUGUACCCCACAUGGCUGCACGAAGAUGCUACCGGGAUCCUACGGUCGUUUAUGACCAAGAACCCUACCAUGCGCUUGGGCAGCCUGGCUCAAGGUGGUGAACAUGCCAUCUUGAGACAUCCUUUCUUCAAGGAAAUUGACUGGACCCAACUGAACCACCGCCAACUGGAACCACCUUUCAGACCCAGAAUCAAAUCCCGAGAAGAUGUCAGUAAUUUUGAUCCAGACUUCAUAAAAGAAGAGCCAGUUUUAACUCCAAUUGAUGAGGGACAUCUUCCUAUGAUUAACCAGGAUGAGUUUAGAAACUUUUCCUUUGUGUCUCCAGAAUUACAGCCAUAGCCUUAUGGAGAAUGAGAGUGAUGGUAUGAGCAUCAAAAAGAUAUAGUGAUUUUCCAGAAAAUGCUUUGAGGGGGCGUUCCCCCUAGCAUCGGCCUUAGAACAAGAACCAUUCCCUCAGGCAGACCAGGAGGAGAACUCUGUGAAGGAUGGAUCUACAAGAGAUCGAUUAUUCAAGUCCUGAGGGUGCUGUGGUACUGGAGGUAGUUGAUACACAAGAAAUCUUUCUUGAAGAAAUUAAAACUCAACAAAUGAGUGUCCGUGCCUGUUUCUGGCUAAGGAUAUUAACAGGAGCCCAAAGGAAAGACUGUUUGAAGAAAGAAAAAAAAAACUAGAUCCUAGAAAUUCUGAGCCAAACAGUCUUUUUACAUCAAGAGACUUGGCAAGACUUUGUAUGGAGUGCCCCAAGCUCCUCUUUAAAACAAUGGACCCCAGUACAGCCGUCAUACUGCGAAAGUCUUUAAAUGCAAAUGAAGAAUUUAAAGAUAAGAAAAUUAAUGGCUUGCCAAAUAGAUCAUUUACUCCCAAGAAACAAAGGAAAAAUGGAAUUCAUAAAACACACAACUUAAGGCCCAAUCUUGAAAACCAUAUGUUGGCCACCAAGACUCACUGUUCCAGCUGACUAUCUUAUUCUUAUUUUCAUUUAAAGAUAUUUAUUGACUGCCCAGUGAGAAGGUGCCACAAAAUCUACUGUAAACAGUCAUGUUCGCAGCCCUUUUAUCCUGUUCAUUUACCCAGAUGGUGUUCAUUUACCCAGAUGGUGUCUACAUUCUACGAGAUGCCUCUUCAUUCUCCCCAUGCUGUAGUUUUUUGUCUGCACAUAACUCUUUUUUUCACAGAAGGUGUAACUGUCACAGUAACUGCCACACACUCAGCAGGUGACCUUGAGGUGCUUAUCCCCUGAUGAACUGUGGGGUCUCCUCAUAGGGUGUCAGUAUUGCUCUAGACUCAGCAGUCAAGAACCACAUAUAACUUGUGUCAAUGACCCAACUUCCAGCUUUUACAUUAGCAGUUUAUUUAAGUUAUAUUUUAAUAGACAUAUGUUUGGUAUACAUUUUAAGAGUUAGGAACUGUUCUGGCAAACAAGACAUGUAUCAAGAACUAUAGUAUGUACUUAUAUAUGCAGAUGGAGAAUGUUAUCUGAUUGGUAAUAAAUACAUUUUGUAGCAAAAGGAAACUUUUUUUGUCUGUAAGGAUUUGUUCCAUCCUCAUUGGUAAAACAAAGUAAAUACCUAAUUAAAAUAAAAGGUUUGA
This is a messenger RNA of Sorex fumeus (smoky shrew), 3825 nucleotides long. RefSeq names its product protein kinase C eta (gene PRKCH). The transcript has 14 exons. Bases 523 to 2574 code for a protein of 683 amino acids. Gene Ontology annotation, biological process: protein phosphorylation. Gene Ontology annotation, molecular function: ATP binding; diacylglycerol-dependent serine/threonine kinase activity. NCBI's taxonomy places the organism in Eukaryota, Metazoa, Chordata, Mammalia, Eulipotyphla, Soricidae. The record is from RefSeq and is a predicted model, not a curated record.